AUACAGAGUACUCCUAAUAAUCCUUAAGCUAGGCCUAGUUUAAGAUAAAAGGGUUUUGGAAAUCUUAAACUUACCUUCACUUAAGGCCAACCAAAAACCGACAGCGUAGUGUUCACUGUUGGGUGGGUGGUACCCCCAAACGAGUAGGUACUCAAGUUUGGUUCUUGGAUCCCGUAUUGGGGCGGGCUAAAGUCUGCCACAUUGUGGAUGCCGUCUCCCCCGCUCUAUUCACGUAAGGGAGAAUCCAAUCCUGGUACACAGUAGAGGCGUAGAAAGAUAGAUAGAAGAUGAAUCGAAGUCAUGGAACAAGGAACAAAGUGCAGAGGAAGUUCAAAAUGAGGGGCUACACUCUCAAAGUGGAUGCCCUGUCAGAGGUCUUCUUCUUCCUAGACCGAUUCCCAUCCGAAGCACACGACGAAGCACUCAACCUCCUUCUAGACGAGCUACACCACCUUUCCUUGAAAUCGGCCAUUCUAGACAAAGAGCCGGUGCACAAAGUUGUGAGCCUAUUACUGGAAGCAGACGCCGCCAUUGAGGAAAACCCUGGUAGCUCAUGCUCUUCAGCACUGGCACUUCGAGUAAUUGAUUCUUUUGAUGCCCCAAAAUUGAGAUAUGAUCCAGUCAAGAAAAUCUUUUACGAGCAUGCAGGUAGGCUUCCUAUUCAUGGUGAUGCCACUGCAAAGGCCAACUUAUACAAGGACAGGUUCCUGAUGUUAUUCCAAAGACUUUCUCGUGAUUCUCAGUUUUCCAAGCCUUGUUUUAGGAGUACUAUGUCUGAGUAUGGCAGCUGCGAAAUAUCUUCAAUCCAAUCUCUGGUUGGGCAGAUAGGAAGAAAAUGGAUAAUGGGUUUAAUAUCUCAAUUGGAAGAUGAUCAUUUCCUCUUGGAAGACCUUACAGCAGCAGUUGAAGUUAAUUUAUCUGAUGCAAUAUCCUUUUUUUCCCUUCUUGAAGCUUAUCUUUGUUAUUGCUUUUUAAUGAUAAACGAUCUUAUUAAAUCUUCAAUGAAAAGGAUAAUGAUCUUCCACAAUAUGAUUUUAAUUAAUUUACAGUUUGGUUUGCUGAUUAUUAAAGCUAAAAAAUUUCAAGAAAUUCCCUCUAAAGUUCUAUGUUCUCCAUUAAGUAUUUACUGUUCUAGAUACUUGAUUGUUGACACUAAGAUGCAAUAUUUCCUUUACAAGCUAUACGAAAUUACAACAGGAUUUUUUGUUGAAAACACAAUUGUCGUAGCCCAAGGUGAAAUGCAAUUGGAUGGUGUAUUUAAGGUCAGAAAAUGUGGAUUUCCUCCUCUAGAAGACAGAGAAAAAUCCACUUCAAUCUUUUCAGGGAUUGAUUUCUUUGGUGCUGGUAUACUAACAAAUGAUGAAACUGUCAGACUUGCAGAGCUGGAAAAAAGAGCCGUGAAUGACAUGUUUAUCAUCCUCUCUGAUAUCUGGCUGGACAAUGAGGAGACUAUGAAAAAUCUGGAGAUUAUCCUCAGUGGUUAUGAAAAUUUAGAGGUAACUCCGUUGUUAUUCGUGUUUAUGGGAAAUUUCUGCUCUCAUCCAUGCAACCUCUCCUUCAAGUCUUUCGGAAGGCUCAGGUCACAUUUUGGAAAAUUAGGGGAACUUAUUGCAUCCCAUCCACGACUAAAGGACCACAGCCGGUUUCUUUUCAUUCCUGGUCCAGAUGAUGUUGGUCCUUCAACAGUCUUGCCUAGAUGCUGUUUGCCAAAAUACAUUACCGAAGAGCUUCAAAAGAAUAUUCCAACUGCCAUAUUCUCCAGCAAUCCAUGCAGAGUCAAGUUUUACACACAAGAGAUAGUAUUUUUCCGGCAGGACAUGCUCUAUAAAAUGCGCAGGUCAUGCAUAAUGGCACCUUCUACGAAAGAGACUAGUGAUCCAUUUGAGCAUCUUGUUGCUACUAUUUGUCACCAAAGUCAUCUAUGUCCCCUUCCUCUAACCGUGCAACCCAUUAUAUGGAAUUAUGAUCACAGCCUCCACCUUUAUCCUACUCCACACACGAUUGUUUUGGGGGACAAAAGCGAGCAGAAGGCAUUCAAGUUCAGCGGCGUUACUUGCUUCAAUCCUGGUUCCUUCUCCACCGAUGGCACUUUUGUGGCGUAUUGGCCUUGCGAUCGUAGAGUAGAGUUAUCAGCUGUGUGAGGAUCUACUUCUCUCUCGAGUGUUCAUUCAUUUCCAACAAUUCAGUUUAACAAUAAGCUUUUCGUGUUAGAGUUAUUUUGUGAGUUAUUUUGUAAAUCCAUCUAUGGAAGAAAAGAAUAUAUGUACUUUGUAAUACUUAGAGAAAUUCCCAAGACAGAUAGUUCAUAUGUUUGGACUGCUCUUUGCAACUGUUCUUUAACAUAAGAUAUGCUUACCGGCUGAGCUGAUUUCUGGGGCAAUUUUCUUGUCUUAGUAAAGGGAAAUGUGUUCGGGAUUUUUAAAUUGAGGGUUUUCUUUCAUCUUAGAUGUAUGAUUGUAUGGGCCAGGUUCCCUCUAAGCGUGUGAUUGUUGCCUCGCAAGUUCCAUUUGAGGAGAUGUUGCUUGAAGGAGAUUUUAUCUUUGAGAAUUGGCCCAUCUAAAAGGUGAACAAUACGUCUGCUGAAGAUAUUCUUCUGAUCCUAAAGUUAUGGAAGCCAGCUUUCAAUAGGAACUCCUUGAGGACUGGUAGAUGAAUGUAGCUAUUGAAUCUGCCCACAACAGCGUGAUGAAGCUUUUUCUCCAACAUAUCCUCUUCUUCUUUUGUAAAACUGACUGAUGGUGUGCCGUUGUAGAAACCUGAUUUAGUACCCACUGCUGCAGUAUUUGUAGCUUUGAAUAAAUCACUGAAGUGUUU
Molecule: messenger RNA, 2814 nt
Organism: Cuscuta campestris
Lineage: Eukaryota; Viridiplantae; Streptophyta; Magnoliopsida; Solanales; Convolvulaceae
Source: the annotation of a GenBank genome assembly